AUGUUGUUGAAUCAAGUAUUACCUAAGUUAGCAACAUCAACAUUAAUGGAUGGUUCUGGUAAUAUGAAAGAUGAUGCUAUUGUGUAUGAGGCUGCUUCUAAUAAUAACAAAAAUGAUGGUGUUCAAAAAUGUAUAUCUGAGGAAAAGGAUGUGGAAGAUAGCGACAUACGUGAGAAUGUUGGUUAUGAUAUUAUUGAAGAUGAUAUUUCUAAGACAACUAUCUCCAUAUGUGGUUUGGAAGAUUGUGAAGAAAGUGAAGAUACUUGCAAUGUUAUUGAAGUUGAUUCUUUUAAAAAAUCAUAUGUUGGAUCCUUAAUAACACUAAUGACACGUUGA
Molecule: messenger RNA, 336 nt
Organism: Lactuca saligna
Lineage: Eukaryota; Viridiplantae; Streptophyta; Magnoliopsida; Asterales; Asteraceae
Source: the annotation of a GenBank genome assembly